Molecule: messenger RNA, 1596 nt
Organism: Chenopodium quinoa (quinoa)
Lineage: Eukaryota; Viridiplantae; Streptophyta; Magnoliopsida; Caryophyllales; Amaranthaceae
Product: high affinity nitrate transporter 2.5-like
Exons: 2
Coding region: 34-1596 (520 amino acids)
Biological process (GO): transmembrane transport
Molecular function (GO): nitrate transmembrane transporter activity
Source: RefSeq, a predicted model, not a curated record
AAGGUGAUAUUAGUGAUCAUAUCGUAAAUCAUCAUGGUAACUGAAAAUGAGAAAAAUAUUGGUGUACUUGAAGUAUCAAAAAAAUAUAGUUUUCCAGUAGAUACAGAAAAUAAAGCCAUGACAUUUCCAUUAUUUUCUGUAGAAAAGCCUCACAUGAGAGCAUUUCAUUUAUGCUGGUUUCAAUAUUUCACUUGUUUUAUCUGCACAUUCGCAGCUCCGCCCCUGCUACCUAUCAUCCGUGAUAACCUUAACCUCACCGCAAGUGACAUUGGCAAUGCCGGUGUUGGUUCAGUUUCCGGGGCGAUUUUUGCCCGUCUUGCCUUAGGUGCUGCCUGUGACUUAACCGGUCCUCGCCUCGCCUCAGCAACCGUCUGUUUUCUAACAGUACCUGCUGUCUUUUUAUCUUCUAUGGCUAGCUCACCCGCUACUUUUUUCAUGAUGCGGUUUUUCACCGGAUUUUCUUUAGCCACUUUUGUUUCUACACAAUAUUGGAUGAGUUGUAUGUUUUCUCCUAAGGUUGUUGGCCUUGCUAACGGCCAGUCGGGCGGGUGGGGAAACCUCGGCGGAGGGGUGGCUAAUCUUCUCAUGCCGCUUCUCUACAAUCUAAUUCUUAAUAAUACUAUGGCUAAUACACCAUUUGUAGCCUGGAGGGUUGCAUUUUUCGUGCCCGCUUUUAUGCAAAUGUUUGCGGCAUUUGCAGUCAUGCUAUUAGGCCAAGACCUUCCGGAUGGAAAUUUUCUUCAACUACAAAAGUCCGGUGAAAUGCACAAGGACAACGCGAAGAAGAUUGUAUAUCAUGCGGUUACCAACUAUAGGGGUUGGAUUACUGCUAUAGGUUAUGGUUUUAGUUUCGGAGUCGAGUUAGCCGUGAACAACAUUGUUGUUUACUACUACUAUGAUAGGUUCAAUCUUAACCUUAGCCUUGCAGGAAUUGUUGGUGCACUUUUUGGGAUGGUUAAUAUUUUCUCUAGGUCAUCUGGUGGAUUGUUCUCCGAUUUCAUGGCGAAAAAGUUUGGAAUGAGGGGGAGAUUAUGGGGAUGGUGGACUGUCCAAACACUAAGUGGUGUAAUGUGCAUUAUUAUGGGACGACUCGACUCGUUGAGUACUUCCAUUGCAGUCAUGAUGAUCUUCUCUUUCCUAGUCCAAGCAGCCGAAGGCCUUUGUUUCGGAGUUGUUCCCUUUGUCUCUAGAAGAUCAAUGGGCGUGGUACAGGGCAUAUCAGGAGCAGGUGGAAACGCGGGUGCAGUGAUAUGUCAAGUAAUAUUCUUCAGAGGUUCACAAUUCAAACUAGAAGAUGGAAUAACAUACAUGGGUAUUAUAAUCAUUGUUACUACCCUUAGCUUAACAACCAUAUACUUCCCUCAAUGGGGUGGUAUGUUGGCUGGUCCAAAACCGGGUGUUACAGAGGAGGACUACUACAUGAGGGAAUGGGACUCCGAAGAGCAGCAACAAGGGCUUCAUAAAGUAAGCAUGAAGUUCGCCGAAGGCAGUAGGAAUGAGAGAAGCAUGAAGUUCGCCGAAGGCAGUAGGAAUGAGAGAAGCUCUAAAGUACAAUCCAUUUCAGUAGAAAUCACACAACCGACUGAUGUUGUGUAA